GCGCAGCGGAAGGGGAGAGGGUCGCGCCGGCCGGGGGCAGUGUAUAUGUCCGUGGCUGCCGCUGCCGGCGCGGGACGCUGCGCCCUGGCUUUCCUCACCGCGAGUAGGACCCCGGAGCGAGCCCCGCCCGACCCCCGAACCUCCAGCCAUGGCUUCUCUGCUUGCGAAGGAUGCCUACCUGCAGAGUCUGGCCAAGAAGAUCUGCUCCCAGCCCAGCCCCGAGCCACAGAAGCGCAAGUCGGCUGGCAAAACUCAAGUCUCAGAAGCUGCUGGGCCCCCCAAAAAGAAGAGGAAGAGAGCACAGAAGAAAUCCCGGGAGCGGGAGGAGAAGGCUGCAGAACCCAAGGCCCAGGCCCCUGUGGAGAAGUCUCAAGCCAGGACACCAGUGGCAGCCAAGGAGAAAGAGGAUGAGGCCCGCAGCUCGACCGGGGCCCCUGCGGAUGGCCUGGUCAGUGAGCCUGGCUCGCUGUUUGCCUUGGACGUUCUGCGGCAGCGCCUGCAUGAGAAGAUCCGGGAGGCACGGGGCCAGGGCAGCGCCAAGGAGUUGUCUCCAGCUGCUUUGGAGAAAAGACGCCGGAGGAAGCAGGAGCGCGACCGGAAGAAGAGGAAGCGGAGGGAACUGAGAGCAAAGGAGAAGGCGGCCGAGGCCCUCGAGGGGGUGGAGGCUGCCGAGCCGCCGCCCGAGGCGCCCCACGAGGAGGCGCAGGCCCAGUCGGGGCUGCUCUUCAACAAGGUGGAGGUGAGCGAGGAGGAGCCGGGCAGCAAGGCCCAGCGUAGGAAGGAGAAGAGGCAGAAGCUGAAGGGGAACCUGACGCCGCUGACGGGCAGGAACUACCGGCAGCUACUGGAGCGCCUGCAGGCGCGGCAGGCCCGGCUGGAGGAGCUGCGGGACCAGGACGCGGGCCAGGCCCGGGAGCUCGAGGCCAGGAUGCAGUGGACCAACCUGCUGUACAAGGCCGAGGGCGUGAAGAUCCGCGACGACGAGCACCUGCUGCAGGAGGCCCUGAAGCGCAAGGAGAAGCGGCGGGCGCAGCGGCAGCGCGCAUGGGAGAAGCGCACGGCGCACGUGCUGGGGAAGAUGCAGCAGCGGCAGGACAGGCGGCGGCAGAACCUGCGCAAGAAGAAGGCGGCCAGGGCCGAGCGGCGCCUGGAGAAGGCUCGCAAGAAGGGCCGCAUCCUGCCCCAGGACCUGGAGCGGGCCGGCCUGGUCUGAGGGCCUGGAUGCCCGGCGCCAACCCGGGAGGCCGCAGGCUCCGGGUCCCAGCGGAGAGCGGACGCCGCCGCGUGCUUGAGAGCCUUUGGAUCCAGGGCAGGGGUGACCCAAAUCCAGGCUCUAGGCUCCUCUUGUGAGGCCGGAACGCUCCCUGAGAGUUGCGGGGUGGGGGGCGAGGGAGCAGCGAGGAGGGAGGGGGCGUCUUGAGGGGGGGCUUCCCUGGCGCCCUCUUCCUCCCCCAUGUUCACAGGAGCGGGAACUGCUGUGUCUGCCCCAAACUCACUUGGAAAAGGACAAAAACCAGCCAGCUCCUGUAGCCUGCGUUGGAGUGAAGUUGACGGGCUCGGUAACUGGGAGACGGCGGGGCCGUCCUCAGGCUGCCUGGAAUUGAGUUAUUCGAAGUUAAUUUCUAAGGUGGGUGAAACAGAAUUUAAGGUAGACAUGCACAUUAAAGAUCCUAAGGUAACCAGUAAAAGGUAGAAACAGUGAACUAGCAGGAAGAACAGCGGAGUGGGGUGGACGGUUAUCGAUCUAGGAGGCGGCAGGAGAGAAAGAGUAAAACCUAGAACCGAGCGAGGCCAAUGGAGGGUGCACAGUCGGGCACAGUUAAGUCCAAGCCCGCAGGCAGCCGGGAUGAAUGCACGGGACAAAACUCAAUGAAUCUUAUGGUAUGUGGAUUAUGUUUCAGUAAAACUGUUAAUAAAAUUCUUUUGACUAAACUCCAGUUAAGAAACAGAUGGUAACCAAAAGGAAGCUGGUGUGGCUGUAUCAUAAGAUGAAGAUUUGAAAGUAAAAGGCACUAGUAGAGAGAAAAGAAAGUCGCCACGUAAUGAAAGGGGUGCAGGUCACCUGGAAGGUAGAACAGUCCUGCACCAGGAGCAGCUUCAAAUCUGUCUAGCAGAACCUGACCCGCUACAAGGAGAAAUCAAUUCACAAACCGAAAUGGGAGAUUUUUAACAUCUCCGUUAGGAAUUGAUACACCAAGCAGACAAAAUCAGAUGCAUAGGGAAGGUUUCAACGAGAGCAUUUGUAAGCUUGAGCUGAUGGACACACAGAAUAGUGCAGCUAAAAACAGUGUGUACCGGGACUUCCCUGGUAGCCCGGUGGUUAGGACUCUGCUUCCAAUGCAGGGGGUGCGGGUUUGAUCCCUGGUCAGGGAACUAAGAUCCCAUGUGGCACGGGAUGCAGCAAAAAAUUAAAAACAAAACAAAACAGUAUGUACCUCAAGCACACGUGGAACAGUGGUGAAAACUGACCACCUCCUAGUCCAUAAAGCAAGUCAUAUUUCAAAGCGUCAGCAUCGUAUCUGGCCGUGGAACAAUUUAAAAACUUCAGAGGUAAUUGUUAAAGGUUCCUGUUUGGAAGUUUAAAAACACACUUCUAUGUGAGUCAAAGAGUAAUCCCUAGUGGAUGUUAGAGAAAGUUUAGGACUGAAAGGUAAUGAAAGUGCUGUGCAUUAAAAUCUGUGGGCCACAGCUAAGGCAGUGUCAAAAGCACUUUGUAGCCUUAAAAGUGUGCUUAUGUGUAUCUGUUCUUGGUUAUACAUCUUAGGAAGUGAUUGCAUCAUGCAGCACAAUUUCCUGCCAUCUUGCUUGACCUAGCACCUCAUUCCAGGGUCCUGUUGUCCCACUCUCUGCACCCAGCAGUUGCUCCCGAAUUAUUGUCCGUAUGUUGCAGUCAGAGUUGGGAGAGUAUAAACCCCCUGUGGAAAUCGCAGGAGCAUCUCAAAAGGCCUGGUGGGCGUAUCAUCGGGUGCUCCCCCUGAAGCCUGGAAGUCCAGGAAGCUCGUCCCUCCGACCUGGAGUGCUGCUGUGUCCCCAGCUUCAUGUAGCUGGUGUGCAGGGUGAGCAGGUGGUGCAUUUUGGUGGCAGGUGGCAUCAGGAGCACCCCAUUUCUAGAAGCAGCACUGGACAAUAGGAGAUACAGCGCAGAAAGGGUGAGGAAAUACAGGGAAUUCUUCACCUGGUGGGAGACAGAGCCUGUAUCCAAGUGGAAACACUGAAAAUGCUCCAGCCUCCCUGGGCUUGGCCACUCGUGUCCCUCCCUGGCCCAGGGCUGGGAGCUGAUGCACAGAAGCAAGGACAUGCUGCACAUGAUUUUGGUGGCAACCGAAGCGUCUCACGGCCAGAGGCAAUAGUGGACGAUGGAAUAUGGACAACAGGGAAGAAGAGGUUAAGAACAUUACAGAAUGAGUCUAGGAGGCCCGAUGCACGCCUCUUGGGUGUUGUGCGCCUCAGGCGCAGAAGAUGAAAUGCAGAGUCAUGGGAGAAAACUUCCAAGGGCAUAAUGUCAGAUAUUUUGAGAGCCAAAUGGCAAGAGUCCCCAAGUCAGAAGGUCCCUCCUCCUUCACUCAGCAGGGUGAGUCAGCUGGAAAUAGCUGUAACCAGGACACGUGCUCAGGAGCCAUGGUUCACCAGGAACUGGGGUUCCAACAGUCCUGCAAGGCCAGGGUAGUUUUGUGCCACUGGCCCCUUUGGGUGAGGCCGGGAAGUAGGCUCCCAGUCAACCUUUCCUUCUACUUAGGGGCUCCAGAAGUUGAACACAUGGUUAGAAAUUCAGUGAGGAGCAGCAUGCAACUGAGUAGCUCAAGUGAAGCUUCUGUUCACCAGACCUGCAUCGGGGUGCAGAGGGCAGAGAGAGAGCUGUCUCCAGACCCCCCGUGGGUUGGCGCACCCAGUUCAUUGCACUAGCCUGACAACUGUGGGAACCUCGCGUACAUGGCCUGUGGAAGUAAGGUGUUCCCUGCCGCCCUCGGGUUCCAGGAUCUGCGCUGGCCCAAGAGCAUGGUUCUACCCCUGCAUGGUUCUACCCCUGCACCUCCCGUGGCAUUCCAUCCAGCCUUCAGGGAAGGGCCACCGUGGUGCUUCUCUACUCUGUUCACAGUGCUUUUCUAGUACCUCCGCAAAGGAUUGAGUCUUCUGUACCCUCCCCAGACCACCUGUUGGGUGGAUGAGCAGGUAACAUUGUUAAGACCUUCCAACAAGCCUGCCUCGCUCCUGGCAGAGAGUAGCCUAGAGGAAAGAGUUCUUACCUCUGUGUCGUUCCAAGGGAUUUCUGGAAGGUUCACUUACCUCAGCAUGGGCCACUGUGGGUUCCAGGUUUUGGUCAAGCAACAAAGGAAAUGAUCGGAUCCUUUCCAGUUCCCUAGGUAGCUCACUCUGAGUCCUGCUUAUGGGUGGAGCCCCCUCUGGAACUGCACCCCGCCUUUCUUGGCCAAGCACUUCUAGAAUCAGCUCCCACAUACUUCCCUGGUUUUUGUCCAAUGUAAAGCAGCAGAUACUUGUUCAUUUAGUCAAAGCUGCUUCUGAAUUGGACUUUGUAACUGGCCACUUUGGACCUGCUGAGAUCCGACUGUCCUUAGCAGUCUAGAGACAAGGUGAGAUGGGAGUGAGUUUGAGGAGACUGGCUUCUCCUUGGAGGUAACUUCCUCCGAUAAGAGUCUUCAAGCAAGGCACAGCCUUAUCAGCCAAGGAAGGAGGGACUGAGUUCUCAAAGUGAGCCUUGGCGAGGUUGGGUAUUCAGGGUACCUGAGGCAUCCAACGUUGCCUAAAUAUCCCCAUUUCAAUUCUGAGGACUGAUCAGUGCUCCAGCUUUUCCACGAGAGAUCCGGUAAGGUUGUGCAUUCGCCUGUUGCUGGGAUUUGCUGAUGGGCUAGCUAAGACUUGGGUGUUCAGGUAACUCAAUCUUGCAGCUGAAAACCAGAUGAGAGGUUUUUCUACAGAGUAAUAGGAAGUCCCUGAUUCUCAGUCCAUGUUGACUUUGAGGACUUUGAGCCUAUCCCUGUCUUUCUGUUGACUACCAAGCACUGUUAAACGAGCAGCCCCACCCUGCAGUCCUGGAGUUUCUCAAGCCUUUCUCAUUUCUCAAGGUGGUGUUCAGCUAGUCUCUCAAAGUCUUGCCUUCAAAAGAUAUUUGUCUCAGGUGACCACAUCUCCAGAUAAGUUGUUUUGCAGCUGUGUGCCAAUAUAUCCAGGGUCCCAUCCCCUGGUACUAACCAAAUUUCUACUACCCUCAGCUAAACUCCAGCCAGAUAAAUCCCAGGUUUUCCCUAAGUCACUCAUGAGAGGUCAUGUUAUGUUGCAUUAAGAAAAGUACUUUUUAACAAAUAAGACCAGUAGUUUAAAGUCAGACUGAUCACUGGAUAUGUCUUAGCAACUAGGAAUAGAGAAAAACUUCCUCAACUGGAUAAAUAACAUUUACCCCAAACGUACAGAUACCAUCAUACUUAACAGCGAAAAACUCAGAAGUUUCCUGCUAAGAUCAGGAACAAGGCAAGAAUGUCCCUUCUCAUCACUGCUUUUCAGUGUCAUAAUAGCGAAGUCCUAGCACGUGCGACAGGACAAGAAAAAGAAAAUGCAGAUUGGGAAGGAAGAAAUCAAACUGUCUUUGCAAAUGACAUGAUCGUCUAUGUAAACGUCCAGAAGAAUUGACAGAAAAACCUGAAACAUGAUUGUAUCAAGGUUGCAGGAUACAAUGUAAAUAUUGUAAAAAAAACAAAUUGCUUUCUUAUCUAACAAGUGUUCCUAUGAACAAGUGGACUUUGAAACUAAAAAUACAUUACCAUUGGGACUUCCCUGGCUGUCCAGUGGUUAAGACUGUGCUUCCACAGCAGGGAGCAUGGUUUCGAUCCCUGGUUGGGGAACUAAGAUUCCCACAUGCCACACGGCCAACAAAGCAAAACAAACAAAAAAGUACAUUGCCAUUUACACUGUGAAAAUUAACAGUUUCCCAGUGCAUGUAAAAGUUAUGUUUACACUAUACUGUAGUCAAUUAUUAAAUGUGCAACAGCAUUAUGUCUAAAAAAAUGUACAGCCUUAAUUUAAAAAUAUUGCUAAAAAAUGCUAACCAUCAUCUGAGCCUUCAGCUAGCUGUAGUAAAAUCAAAGAUCACUGAUCACAAACCGUAACAAAUGUCACAGUGAACAUUUUUUAAAUACUGUGAGAACUACCAAAAUGUGACACAGAGACAUGAAGCAAGCAAAUGCUGUUGGCGAAAUGGUGCCAAUAGACGUGCUUGAUGCAGGGUUGCCACCAACCUUCAAUUUGUAAAAAAUGCAGUAUCUGUGAAGUUCAAUAAAGGGAAGUGCAGUAAGAGGAGGUGCGCCUGUAAAGGGAAACCUCACUAACAUGGAGUCGGGAGGCCAGAAUAGGGAGCUGUCAUGCACAUAUCACUCAACAUCAAUACAAAUGCCAACAGGAAGAGAUGUACCUUGCAUCUCGGGCAGGAAGUGACACCACUACUGCCAGCAGGAGGAAGGGAGAAUUUCUCCUUGCCUGGCAAUAGCUCAGUGUCAGACUGUCACAACUCAGCUACUGAAAGGCCACUAUACUUCAAACCCCAGUUUACUCCAUUGGACUUUUUAUUUAUAGUAGCCCUUUCCAACGUCCCCUUCUGCUCUAUAAAAUUUCUUCUCCUUUGCUUUACCAGACUUGCAUGUGGUUCACCAUAGUUACAUGUCCUGAAUUACAAUUCUUUGCUGCUCCUGAAUAAGCCCUUCUUGUUGGUAAAAUAACUGGCUGUCUUAUUCCUUUAGGUUAGCAGUUAGCACCCCCGAAAUGAAGUAAUUAGGUAUAAGUUUAACAAGCUGUAUAUUUGAUCUAUGUAUCAAAACUCUGAUGAAAGUUACCGAAGAACAACUAAAUAAAUAGAGAUUCUGUGUUCAUGGAUCAGAAGACUCAGUGUUGUCAAGAGGUCAGUUCUUCCCAACUUGAUCUACAGAUUCAGUGCAUUCCCAGCAAGUUAGUUUUUGGACAUUGACAGACUGAUUCUGAAGUUUAUGUGGAGAGGCAAAAGACCCAGAAUAGCCACUCAAUAUUAAAAGAGAAGGACACAGUUGGAGGACUGACACCACCCAACUUCAAGACUAUAGUAAGGCUGCAGUAAUCAAGACAGCAUGGUAUUGGUGAAAGAAUAGACAAAUAGAUCAAUAUAAUAGAGGGCAAAGAAAUACACCCGCAAAAAUAUAGUCAACUAAUCUUUGAAAAAGGAGCAAAAGAAAUACAAUGGAAGAAAGAUAGUCUUUUCAACAAAUGGUGCAGGAAAAACUGGACAUCCACUUGCAAAAAAAAGAACCUAGAUGCACAGACCUUACAUCUUACACAAGAAUUAACUCAAAAUGGAUCAUAGAUCUAAACGUAAAAUUCAAAACUAUAAAACUCCUAGGAAGUAACAGUAGACAAAUGAUCUUGGGUAUGGUGAUGACUUUUUAGGUACAACAUCAAAGGCAUGAUACAUGAAAGAAGUAAUUGAUAAGCUAGACUUCAUUAAAAAUUUCUGCUCUGUGGAAGCCAUAGACUGGGAGAAAAUAUUUGCAAAAGAUACAUCUGAUAAAGGACCGUUAUCCAGAAUACACAACAAAACAAAACCCUCUUAAAACUCAGCAAUCACAAAAUGAACAACCUGAUUCAAAAUGGGCAAAAGACAUAACAGCUCACCAGAGAAGAGAUUCAGAUGGCAAAUAAGCAUAUGAAAAGAUACUCAACAUCAUAUGUCAUUAGGGAAAUGCAAAUUUAAAACAACAACUAGAUAUCACUAACACACCUAUUAGAAUGACCAAAAUGCAGAACGCUGACAACACCAAAUGCUGUGAGGCUGUGGAGCAACGGGAACUCUCACUCAUCGCCGGUGGGAACGCACAACGGUGCAGCCACUUUGGAAGACAGUGUGGCAGCUUUUUACAAAACAAAACAGACUCUUACCGUAUGACCCAGCAAUCAUACUCCUUAGUAUUCACCCAAAUGAAGUGAAAAUUUAUAUCCAUACAAAGUCCUACACAGGGAUGUUUAUAACAGCUUUAUUUAUAAUUGCCAGAACUUAGCAACUAAGAUGACCUUCAGUAGGCGAAUGGAUAAAUAGCUGUUGGUUCAUUCACACAGUGGAAUAUUGUUCAGCACUGAAAGGAAGUGAGCCAUCAAGUUAAAAAAAAGACGGGGGAACCCUAAGUACAUAAUAGUAAGUGAAAGAAGCCAGUCUGAAAAGGCUACAGACUGAAUGAUUCCAACUAUUCACGACAUUCUGGAAAAGGCAAAACUAUGCAGACAGUAGAAAGAUCAGUGGUUGCCAGGGGUUAAGGGGAGACGGAGGGAUGAACAGGCAGAGCACAGAGGAUGUUUAGGGCAAUGAAACAAUUCUGUAUGAUACUAUAAUGGUGGAUACGUGUCAUUAUACAUUUGUCAAAGCCCAUAGAAGGUACAGCACCAAGAGUGAGUCCUGAUGUAAACUGUGGGCUUUGGGUGAUAAUGAUGUGUCAGUGUAGGUUCAUUGAUCAUAUUCUAUGGUUCAGGAUGCCAGUAGUGGGCGAGGUUUUGUGUGUGGAGUCAAGAGGUUCUAUGGGAACUCUGUACUUUCCACUCAGUUUUUCUAUGAACCUGAAACUGCUCCUAAAAAAGUAAAGUUUAGGGCUUCCCUGGUGGCGCAGUGGUUGAGAGUCCGCCUGCCGAUGCAGGGGACACG
Globicephala melas (long-finned pilot whale) is the source of this 8665-nucleotide messenger RNA. RefSeq names its product surfeit 6 (gene SURF6). Gene Ontology annotation, biological process: ribosomal large subunit biogenesis; ribosomal small subunit biogenesis. NCBI's taxonomy places the organism in Eukaryota, Metazoa, Chordata, Mammalia, Artiodactyla, Delphinidae. Gene Ontology annotation, molecular function: RNA binding; DNA binding. The record is from RefSeq and is a predicted model, not a curated record. Gene Ontology annotation, cellular component: nucleolus.